GUGGAUGGGACCCACCUGAUCCGGCAUUGGCCCCUCCCACUAUCAUAGUAUAUAAGGCACAUAAUAAAAGAGGGCAGUUAGUUACAGCCACGCAGAGGAAUUAACAGCACCAGUCUUCGGAAAGAACCCAGAAACAGUUUCAACCAUGAAAACCAUCUAUUCCUUGGCUGGCAUCCUCCUGGUCCUCAGCUUUGUUCAGAGCAGCUGGCAGGUCCCUCUGCAUGACACUGAGGACAGCUCAAGUUUGGAGGCUGCUGACGGCACGUUAGCGGACGAGCUGAGGGAGCUGUCGAGCGUGAAGAGACACUCAGAGGGGACGUUCUCGAACGACUACAGCAAAUACCUGGAGGAGAGGAAGGCGCAGGACUUUGUCCGGUGGCUGAUGAACAACAAGAGGAGCGGCUCAGUGAGCUCAGCAGAGAAGCGCCACGCGGAUGGUACCUUCACCAGCGACGUCAGCUCCUACCUCAAGGACCAGGCAGUCAAAGACUUUGUUGCCAGGCUGAAGUCUGGACAAGUCAGAAGAGAAUCUGAAACAUUCAGCAGGAGGCAUGUUGAUGGAAGCUUCACCAGUGAUGUGAACAAGGUGCUGGAUUCUUUGGCUGCCAAGGAAUAUAUACUGUGGGUCAUGACCUCCAAGCCUGUGGAAAGUAAGAAAAGACGAGAUGACCAGUGAGGCGUGAAGGACUCCCUCUGCGCUGCACACAAAGCCAUAGAUUUAAAGUGGGAAUGGAAGCCAUACUGCUUUGCAUGUUGUAAUGCCAACACCAUAUUUAAUUUUGUAAGUUAUUUUUUUUAGCUAUUUACAGUGUGUUGUGCAAAGAUACACGAAAUCUUCCACAGUGCUGACCAGAGGGAAAACACCAAAUUCAGGGAAUAUUUUUUCUACAAAUUUAAAUUAUUUUCUAUAUUUUUGAAGAGAAAGAACACAGUGAGUGAAGACUUAGGCACACGAUAAAAAACAUGCCAUGCACA
Betta splendens (Siamese fighting fish) is the source of this 975-nucleotide messenger RNA. Its product is annotated as glucagon-1-like. The transcript is spliced from 6 exons. Gene Ontology annotation, biological process: response to starvation. The coding region runs from base 146 to 676 and encodes 176 amino acids. The record is from RefSeq and is a predicted model, not a curated record. Lineage: Eukaryota; Metazoa; Chordata; Actinopteri; Anabantiformes; Osphronemidae. Gene Ontology annotation, molecular function: hormone activity; glucagon receptor binding. Gene Ontology annotation, cellular component: extracellular region.